Gadus morhua (Atlantic cod) is the source of this 2268-nucleotide messenger RNA. RefSeq names its product interferon-inducible GTPase 5. Gene Ontology annotation, cellular component: membrane. The coding region runs from base 117 to 1250 and encodes 377 amino acids. Gene Ontology annotation, molecular function: GTP binding. NCBI's taxonomy places the organism in Eukaryota, Metazoa, Chordata, Actinopteri, Gadiformes, Gadidae. The transcript is spliced from 3 exons. The record is from RefSeq and is a predicted model, not a curated record.
CCCUCCUACCCUCUGCCGGCUCUUAUAGGGCCUUUCCUGUCAUAUUCACUUUCAGUCUUUUAGAGACGCUCUCACAGAAUCAACUUCCAAAGCAUCAACAUCAACAAACCAACACAAUGACGGCCAAGGCAAUGACUGAAAAAAUCAAGAAGUAUUUGGAAGAAUAUCAGAAUGUCAAACUGGAUAUUGCUAUCACAGGAGAAAGUGGAUCAGGAAAGUCCACAUUUGUUAAUGCCUUCAGGGGGAUAGACAACAGAGAUGAUAGAGCGGCCCCUACUGGUGUGGUGGAAACGACCAUGAAGCCUGAGCCUUACCCCCAUCCUAUAUACCCAAAUGUUACAAUAUGGGAUCUCCCGGGAGUUGGAACCACCACAUUCUCAGCUGAUCAGUACCUGGAGCACGUUGAGUUUAAAAAGUAUGAUUUCUUCAUCGUCGUAUCAGGUGAUCGCUUCUCAGAGAAUGAUGUCAUGCUGGCUCAGGAGAUCAAGAGGAUGGACAAAAAGUUCUACUUUGUCCGCUCUAAGAUUGACGACAAUCUACGUGCUGAAAAAAAGAGCCAGAGGAACUACAAUGAAAAAAAUACACUUCAGCAAAUCAGGGGAUACUGCAUUCAAGAACUUGAAAAACAAGGUUUGGCGUCUUCUCAGGUCUUCCUGGUGUCUAGUUUUCAUCUCCAUUUGUACGACUUCUCAACCAUCCAGGACACCAUGGAGGAAGAGCUUUCUUCACUGAAGAAAUAUGCGCUGACCUUGGCCUUUCCCAACAUCAACCAGAGCAGCAUUAGCAAGAAGAAAGAGGUUUUCAGAUCACAAAUAAUCUACUAUGUUAUUCUGUCUGCAGCUGUAGCAGUUGUACCCAUCCCAGGGUUGUCCUUUUGUGUUGAUUUAGUCGUUCUAGACGGUCUUUUUAAAAGCUAUUUGAUUGGGUUUGGUCUUGACGUAGUGACGCUCAAUAAACUUUCAACUAUAUCAAACAUCCCUUUAGAAGAUUUAAUGGCAGAAUGUAAAUGUACUUUGUCUGGACAAGAAAUCACUGCAACGCUUGUUGUUAAAUUUCUGACUUCUUUUGAACGGAUGGGGAUGACUACGGCAGAGGAAGAUUACUCUAUGAUUUCCAUUCUUGGAGACUGGAUAGCCGCUCGAAGGUCUUUCGUUUUCUUGAAGGAAUUUUUGAAUAGUCUUCUUGAUGGCCUAUUUGAUGAUGCAAUAAAUGUUCAGAAAAAAGUAGGCAUUAGCAAGGAGGAACAAUAGCUUAAACUAAAACAAAUGUUUGAAAAUGCAACAGGGAAAAACUAAUUAAAUUGUCAGUAAUAAAAAGUGUGUUUGUUCAUCUUCUGAUUAUAUUUUUAGUACAGGUGAAACAUGCCGAAAAUCAUUUGGUUAAUUUUUUUUUCAAUGGGCAUGAUAUGUCCAGGCCUGUUUUAUCCACAGCAGGACUAACAGGGCCAGUGCCCAGGUGCCUAUAGCCCCGGGAAGGACCUGGACCCAAAGGGUAUUUUUAAUAUUAAUUAAUAGAUAUUUUAAGACCUCAUUCUUUUGUCCUGUAUGUUAAGGCUAACUAAUUAAUGUCACAGUAAAGUUAAACGUUGCCUGCCGUAUGAAUGUAUUUACCAUAUGCUUAAAGGAAGCCAUUAUCUGGCCCAUGUAUCUCCAUUUACUCCCUUUGACACCCCUGAGAUGAACCCUGGUUAGUUAUACUGACUUAUAUGUUAAAGUGAACUAGUUCAUAUUACAGUCAGGGUCAAACACUGCCUGCUUUUUGAAUGUAUUGCACAAUCGCAUACAGUGGUAUUGUUUUCAAUUGUUCUAUUGCCUGUUUAUGCUCUGAGUAGAAGUGAUGUCAUUGUGCUCAUGCAUGUCUCAUUUUUAUGUUCACCCAUAUAUGUGGUCAAGGUCAUUGUUUCCUUUUGAUUCUACAUGGCACCUCUCAUAAGCACAUGUGGUAUAGCAUGUCUGUUUUAAUUAAUAAGCUGGAUUUUAAUCACAGUAUCUCACUGCUCUACAUAUGAUAUAAUUGUAAUGUUUAAUAUGUAAACUAUUUACUUUGUAUCUACUUGUAUCUACUGAGAAUUUGGAGAAGGAGCAUAAGUGCAUUUACUUAAUGGGGGGAGGUGUCCAAUUUCUAGGCCCGGUGCAUAGGGUGUUGUGAUUGGUCAGGGCAUGCAGGGGGAAUUCAAUCAUUAUAGAAAUAUAACCUGAAUUCUUUGUCAAACCGAUGCGAUUACGUGUUUGCAAGGGACAAUAAAGUAUUUUUCCACCACAACAGUCA